CCAUGAGGAGGAGGGUACAAGAAAGGUUCGUCUUAUAGCCUUCUUCAGUUACAGCGUACAGCAUUGUAUUUGUACGACGACUCAUUGAUGUUUCAAGAGGUGCCGUCAAGCAAGUCUUAUACAUAUUCCAUGUCAGCAUUUUGUGAUUGACAGUCAAGUCUUCCUAUAAAGCCAGAGUACUCCAAACUAAACCACACAUCCUGCUGAGACACACUCUGUGAAGACAGCAUGGUGUUCCGACUUUGUCUGUGUGUAGCCUUGCUGUUUGCUUGUGGACAUGCCAACAAAUCCGGUGACUAUUGUCGGGUUUUGGUCAACUACGACACAUUUAAGACAUCCGUGGACCAAUUUCUGGCUUCCCGGAAUGAAACCUGUGGGAACUCGGAUGUGGGCAGUGAAAGCAAAGCAACCCGCCUGAAAGCUAUGGACAAGCGUAUUAAAGACCUGGAGAACACAGUCGCCAACCUGACGUCGGAGCUGAGAGUGGAUUGUGGUUCUCCAACUCCUGCAGGAGGCACAGACGUUGUCUACAGCUCAACAGGUCUUCACGCCAUUGCCAACUACAGAUGCAAGAAGGGUUUUCUUAGCAUAUACCCUGGUGAACAGAUGAUGAGCUUGUGUCAGAAAGAUGGGCACUGGACCAUGGUCAACGUGAAGUGCGUCAACAUCUCUGGCUGCUGGACGAUAAAUGCUGGAAAAGCGUUUUACACCGGAACUCUAUCAGCAACAAUAACUGGCAAGGUCUGUCAGCGAUGGGAUUCCCAGUCGCCACAAACCCACAGCGUCAAGGAAGACUUUAAGUUCUCCAUCCCAGGAGCUGACACUCCCCAAACUGUCACAGGAUCUGCUAACUACUGCCGUGACCCAUCUCGUUCGGGGUAUUUGUGGUGUUACACCACUGAUGGUAAUACACGCUGGGAAAAGUGUCAUGUCCCUAUGUGUAACAUCCAGGACUGAUAGGGUUACAGGUACAAAUCUGACCCGUUUGAUUUCUGUCCUUGUUUACUCUCCAAUCUUAUACUAACGGAAGCAGUUGUGUCUAUACUGUCAGGUAUAUCAGCUCUUAUCUUACCUGACACAUAAAUGUCGCUUUCUGAUUGGCUGAGCGCUCUUCUGUUAUUUUCAAUGUACCCCGCUUACAAGCGAGUAACAUUUCAAUGUACCCCGCUGUCAAUGG
Molecule: messenger RNA, 1177 nt
Organism: Haliotis rubra (blacklip abalone)
Lineage: Eukaryota; Metazoa; Mollusca; Gastropoda; Lepetellida; Haliotidae
Exons: 4
Coding region: 229-957 (242 amino acids)
Molecular function (GO): endopeptidase activity; signaling receptor binding
Source: RefSeq, a predicted model, not a curated record